UAAACGUGUCGGCCUAUGACUAGAGUGAAAGGUAACAACCCAGCGGUGACAGCUCCCUUCCGCAUACGCUCAGAGCAAGAAAUGCAGGCCGCGAUCGCGAGCGAAGCCCAUCCGACCGGCGCGGUGGCCAUGGCGAAGGUGACCCUCCGGCGGUUCGAGCUCUCCGACGUCGACGCCAUGAUGGCGUGGGCGUCGGACCCGCAGGUGGCGGCCUUCUGCCGCUGGGAUCCCUACGAGUCCACGGAGCCCCUGCUCUCGUUCCUGCGCGACACCGUGCUCCCGCACCCGUGGUUCCGCGCCAUCUGCCUCGCCGACGGCCGCCCUGUGGGCGCGGUGUCCGUGUCGCCGACGGCAGAGCGGUGCCGCGGGGAGCUCGGGUACGUACUGGCCCGCGCGCACUGGGGCAAGGGCCUGGCGUCGGUGGCCGUGCGGCGCGCGCUGGGGGCCGUGUUCGCGGAGGUGGAGGGGCUGGAGCGCGUGGAGGCGCUGGUGGACGUGGACAACCCCGCGUCGCAGUGCGUGGCGGAGAAGGCCGGGCUCCGCCGCGAGGGCGUGCUGCGGCGCCACUACUGGCACAAGGGCCGCGCCAGGGACAUGGUCAUGUACAGCUUCAUCUCCUCCGACCCUCUCCCCGAAUGAUCCUUGCCGACCAUGCAUCCCAACAGUCAACUCUACCGAGUCACUGGUGUUCUUUAUACCAUCCCUGUUACAGAACAAUCUGUAUCGAGCAAGAUAAAAUCCUUGUGUGUUUCGCUGGAAUUUGCUAAUUUCCUGUGUGAAAUUAGCGGUGUUGCGUGCUGCAUUGGUGUAUCUGUUUGGAGGAUGAAGGCGACAUUGGAGCCGUGCCA
This is a messenger RNA of Phragmites australis (common reed), 848 nucleotides long. RefSeq lists its product as uncharacterized. NCBI's taxonomy places the organism in Eukaryota, Viridiplantae, Streptophyta, Magnoliopsida, Poales, Poaceae. Bases 16 to 639 code for a protein of 207 amino acids. The record is from RefSeq and is a predicted model, not a curated record. The transcript has a single exon. Gene Ontology annotation, molecular function: acyltransferase activity, transferring groups other than amino-acyl groups.